Molecule: messenger RNA, 3252 nt
Organism: Trachemys scripta elegans
Lineage: Eukaryota; Metazoa; Chordata; Testudines; Emydidae
Gene: TAF1A
Product: TATA-box binding protein associated factor, RNA polymerase I subunit A
Exons: 11
Coding region: 517-1902 (461 amino acids)
Biological process (GO): transcription by RNA polymerase I
Cellular component (GO): RNA polymerase I transcription regulator complex
Source: RefSeq, a predicted model, not a curated record
GGAGCGACCGCCCACCCUGGCUCUCGUGGCGGGGGCUCCUGGGGCCCCACGCAGGGCGCCGAGGUCGGACUGACCCCUCCCCCAUUCACUGAGGGAACAGGCCCCGCCACAAGGGAGGCAGCAGGAGGGGCCCUCACGCACCGGCCGCUCCUCUUCGCGCGCGAACAUCCAGGCGCACGCGCCGAACCACCCGUCAAUCACGGGCAGAUUCACCACGCCUGACGCAGCCGUCGGACCCAACAAUGCGCAUGCGCAUCAACUCAGUUGCUCCGCCCUGUGGGUCAAAGGUCACGCCUGAGGAAGUGUUCAGACUAUCCUCUCGGAACCCAAUUUUACACCGCGAUCCAGCCGAAACAGCGCACGGUCAUGGGAGUAACCCCCGGCUAGACUCGGUUGCCCAAACAAUAUAUGGCCGCCUCCCUGGAGCAGUGCGGAAACGUCCGUUGGGAGCGUACCAACUUCCGGCACGUGCCGCGUGUGUAGGAGGUGUAAAAGUUUUCCUCUCACUUUAAAGACAUGGACAGUUUUGUUGAACAACUGAAAAGGGGGACAGAGGAAGAGUUUACAGAAGAGUCUGCGUGGGAUGGGUCUGUGGUAAACACCACAAGCAGUUCACUUCCAACUGUCUAUUUACCUUUACUCCCACGGUACCUUUGGCAUCCAACAACCAGAGGUCGAAAGGCAACAGAAUUUCAGGAGACUAAGAAAGCUUGUUUAAAUUACAUUCAGGAUGCCCUGCUACAACACCAGUGGCAGAGGGCUGCAGAAUUCAUGACUAACUAUUUGGAGACAUUAGAGAGUACUUCUGCUGAAAAACGGAUGGCUGCCCCAGAGGUGAUUUGGAGAAUAGGAACUGAAAUUUUGUGCCAUCAUCCCAAGAGCAGCAUUGAAGAGUUCAACUAUUUUGCUGAGCGGAUGAAAAAUCUAGGAGUAAAAAGGUAUUUAAAGGUUUGUUUAGAGCAUGUCUUUCACCUCCUGUGUAAUGGACUGAUAGAUGAUGCAUACCAAAACCUGUCCCUGGCAGAAGGCUGGAGGUAUGGAGAACAAACAGUUGCUCAGGAUAAAGAAUUGAAACUCAUUCAAGCUUACAAGGGACUGCUGGACUACUAUAACUGGGCCAAAAAAAGAAAAGCCAUGUUGGAGCUUGAUGGUAAUUUUGCAGACUCUGUUGAACAGGAAAUGCACAGUUUCUUUCGACAGGCAGCAGUGAAUCUCAAGGAGAUAAUUAAAAUACCUGGAGUUUGGGACCCUUUUGUGAAGUGCUAUGUGGACCUAUUGGAAUUCUAUGAGGAUUAUGAUGAAGUCCGGCAGGUGUUAAGCGAGUAUGCUUACAAUUCGAAGUUUCCUCCCAAUCCCAAUGCUCAUGUUUAUUACUAUCAGUUCCUAAAGAGACAGGGUGAAUCAAAGAAGACACUGAAGUCUGUGCUCAAGAUUUUGCACGAGAUUGUUCCCUCUCAUGAAUUAAUGUUAGAAUAUAAUGCCAUGCUUCAAAAAUCAAAAAAAAGAAAAAAUCACAGACUAGGGCUGGAGAUUAUUUUCACACUCCUGGAUUUUGCUGGGUGGAAGGAGCAUAUAAAAGCUUGGAGCUGUUUAGCAAAACAGAUUAAACAGAUCCUGGAGAACUCUAGCAAGCAUCUUGACUGGGUCACGGAGGAGUGGAACUCCAGAAAGGACUGGUGGCCAGCCUUCCACUUUAGCCACUACUUGGCGAAAAGAAAUUGGCAGGAAAAUGAAAGUCUUGCUUGUGAAAAAGCAUUGGUGGCUGGAAUCUUGUUGGGAAAAGGACCCCAAGGAAGCUCGGCCUGUGUUGGGUGUGGUUUGCCUGGAAACUGUCUUCAGGGGCAUGGUUGUUUAGUUGGAUGGCUGACUCUCAUAACAGAACAGAUCUGCAGUGACCACUAGGAUAUCAGUAAGGUCUCCAGUAUAGAAUAAUGUGUAUGCUUGAGAGAUACCAUCAUGUCAUUAUUCAAACAAACUUCUUAGUGCUUGAAAAUAAGCUGUGCAUUUAGUGCUUUCCUGCUUAAUGUUGUAUGUCCAAACUUGCAUAUAAGGAGAAUGAUUUGAUUUAUAAGCCUUGACGCUGGAGUAUAGUAGUCCUCUGUCAAUUGAGCCGAGUCAAGCAGAGCUAUGUGAGGUGGGUAGCUUGAUGGCAGUUCAUGGGGCACACAUGGGAGAAGGGGAAUUGAAACAGGGAGGAUGGAGAAGUGGAAUGGAGUGGAGCUGUGUUUGGGUGAAUCACUUGUGGCUCAUCAGAGCACAGCUCUGAUUUGCUUCACUAGCCCUAGGUUCUUCCAGUUCAAGUCCCACUUCUCCCCAUCGUCCCCACAAAUAGGCCUGUAUUCAAGAGGCGCAGAGUCCUUGUGGCUGUGAGGAGCUGCAGACAGCAUAAGCUCUUAAUCAGACUUCCAGGUAAAAAUCCAUGCUGUCAGGAAGGGGGAUGACUGUAGUGGAAAUGGCUGGUGCCUUGCUCCUGCAGAGCACUCUCACCCUGGAACUCUGGCAGAGGACCUUCUGUGGAUUCCCAAGGAGGGCUGCACAAUGCCAAGGAGGCAGCACUGCACCUUCUUCCUUGCCCCCCAGAGUGCGACCUGUCUGAGUAAGGUCCCUCCUGCCCAUAAUAGUAGAGUAGAUGAUUGAGGCAUUAGUUUGAAGUUUGUGAAGUAGCUAGGAUUUUCCAGCGAAAGGCAAUGUCAUUCAUCCUUUAAUGGGUCAGCUUUUCCAUUACUAACACCUUCCAGACUUAUUUUUAAUAUCAGGAGCCCACUUUUACAUCCAACAAGCGGCCACUGAACACUUGGCUGUUACCAGUAAGUGGGCAGUUAACUAAUUUAGUUCCAGAUGUAGGAUGACUUUCUUGAAGCCCUUUAAGCUAAGGAAGCAAUAUGCACAUAUUGAAGAGAGAAUAGGGCACAUUAGUUUUACUAAAUAUUUGGACUUGUGUAUAUAUACUUACUUUCUGGGGGUAAAUAAACUUUUUUUGCACUCUUAAGUCUUAAUAUAUCUGAAGGGUAUUACAAAAUUAGACUUGCCAGAAAAACCCAAUGAAAUGUACAAUUACCUACACCUACCUUAUCACUGUCUUUGAGGACGUGUGGGAGACUUUCUUGGUCUAAAUAUUAUAACUGCUUAUUUGGUAAUGGUGCAUGCACAUCUUAUACCAGUGAUUUCUAUUAUAGAAACUUUUAUUUUAAGGGAACAUUUGUGCUCAGGGAAAUGCCUCUUGUGUAAAUUAAAAGCAUUUUGUGUUCUUCA